Acanthisitta chloris (rifleman) is the source of this 745-nucleotide messenger RNA. Its product is annotated as sorbin and SH3 domain-containing protein 2-like. The annotation marks the transcript as partial. The record is from RefSeq and is a predicted model, not a curated record. The transcript has 6 exons. Lineage: Eukaryota; Metazoa; Chordata; Aves; Passeriformes; Acanthisittidae.
GAAAUCUGAAGACUUUUAUAGCAAAUCCUCCAGUGUCAAAAUGAACACAGGGUCUGAUUCUCAGUCUCCAGAUUCAGCUUGGAGAUCUUACAAUAACGGAAGUAGAGAGACACUGAAUGGAGACACUAGCAGUUCAUCUCUUUCAGCAAAAGGUUUUAGGAGCGUGCGCCCAAAUCUACAGGAUAAAAAAUCACCAUCUCAGGCUCAGAUCACAGUGAAUGGGAAUUCUGGCACUGCUGCCAGCCCAGUGAGUUACUUUCAAAGGCCUUUUUCCCCUUCUUCAGCUUACCCUCCACCAGCUUCACUCAAUUCCAACAUUGUUAUGAUGCAGCAUGGCAGGAUGAUGGAGUCCACAGAGACAUAUUCACAGCAUGUCGAGAAUGUUGGCAGCACGACCACCACCAGUACAAUACCAAUCUGUAGAUCCUCAGAAGAAGAAAAAAAAAUUACAGUAAUUAAAGCUCCACAUUAUGCAGGGAUUGGCCCGGUAGAUGAAUCUGGAAUCCCUACAGCAAUUAGAACGUUGAAAAAUGCAGAGGCUAGUGUAGUCAUGGAGGAUGAGGAUAAGGCAGAGGUACUCAAUGCCUUAUUUGUGUCUGUCUUUAAUGUCAAAACCAGUUGUCCUCGUGAUAUCCUGCUCCUAGAGUGGCAAAUUGGUGAUGGGGAGAUGAGUAAAACCCCUGUAAUCCAGGAGGAGAUGGUUAAUGACUUGCCAAUUGGACACUCACAAAUCCAUGGGCCCUGA